Messenger RNA from Doryrhamphus excisus (bluestripe pipefish), 2639 nucleotides. The record is from RefSeq and is a predicted model, not a curated record. NCBI's taxonomy places the organism in Eukaryota, Metazoa, Chordata, Actinopteri, Syngnathiformes, Syngnathidae.
CAGACAUUUCUCCAAGGUGCAGAUGGAACUCUCCAAAAAAGAAGUCCCAAAUAAUGGAACGCUCUCAAAUUCUUACUGUGUAAGCAAGACCUUGAGGAAACGGGAAUCAAGCCUGGAAGCACAUGGAAAUCUGGCCUCUGUUGUUUAUAUGCAGUCCUGAUCCCGCCCACCCCCUUUUUCCAGCACACAACUUUGGGCUUGUUGCUUUUUUUUGUGUGUGCGUCUUUGCACAUUUCUAAUCAUCAAAAGUGAUUGUUGUUCCUUUAAGAAGGAACGCCGGGAGACAAAAUGGGGAAAGUGAACAUUUGGGUGAAAAGGAGUUUCAUUGCUGUGGCAAGUCUGAUAGCGGUCAUCGGUGCAUUGAUGUUGGCAGGCAUUCUCUUCAUGCAUGGUCACUACCACCGGGAUGAGGAGAUCGAGGACAUGAUCGUGGGCAUACGUGCUAUCUACACCCUUUCCAUCAUCAUGCUGUUGUUGCCCGUUGUUGGCUUAUACGGCGUCUGCAAGGAGAAAAAAUGGAUGAUCAUUGUGUUCACAGUUGGAGUCAUCCUAUGCAGCCUUUUUGUGUUUUACAUUGGCAUGGGUCUGCUGUUCUUGCGUCCUACGAUAAGGAAAACCGUGGACAUGUAUUACAUGGACAUGCAUCCGUUCAGCAACGCCAGUGAAACAGAUCUGAACAUUAUGCACGAAACACAAAAAGAACUGGAAUGUUGCGGGGUGCAGCAGGGCUACCAAGAAUGGGGUUACGACAUCCCAGAGUCAUGCUUGUGCAUUGACAACUCCACCAGCGCAUGUAUGGACGCUCCAAAAAACAGCAGUCUGUACAAGGGCGCAGACGACCCUGUCAUGAUUUAUGAGGAGCCAUGUCUUCCAGUCAUGUUCCGAAAUUUAGACCUCGCCUUGGACAUUGCGGCGGGUACCUCAGUGGCGUUGACGUUACUUUGGACAUUGGCCAGUGUGCUGAGUAUAGUCAUCUUAUGUCAGCUCAAACCCAAGAAGGACGCACACGUCGUGGCUUACAGUCGAGAGGCCAAAACGGGCAACUACGCCGUCCUCACUGAGCCUGCCGAGCUCACCUGAGCGGAGUACCGCAAAGCGUGUUUCGUGGGUUAGUGAGGUCUGUCGAGUCUAAGGCCCAGGUUUGUCUGUACUACAAAGGUGGCUCUCUUUUAACACGGCUGGACCGCCGUGGGAAUUUAGCGCUAAAAAAAAGCGCUAACUCAUUCUGACAUGCCGAGAACAAUUCAGGGAGCGCUAGUUAGCAUUGCCUGAUGAAAUAGGCACUUUUUGAGCUGAGCGUCAGGACCAAAAUCCAAUCGGAAUAUUAAUAAUAUUAUAAUAAUAUUAUUAAUAAUAAUAUUAUAAUAUUUGACUAGCGUUAGCACACGUAUCCUGGAUGUUGCCGUAGCUUUUGCCUGAGUAUGGUCUUAUAUAUAAUAAUAUAAUCCACUGUAACAAAACACAAAACUUGGAAACACUGACACCUAGUGGUCACCGCCGAGUACCACAUGGAACAAUAGAGCUGUCCCUCCCUAUAUCGUUUAAAAAAACAUUAAUGAACAAAUUAUCACAGUUUUUUGGUUGACUGUGGCCUAUUUUUAGUCCAAAAAUAUUGAAAGACAAGUGCUAAGUAGUAGUGUGGUCAUUAGGCAUUGGUAAUGAAAAAAAGUGAAAAAAAUAAUAAUAAACAUUGGAUUACACCGAUUCAGACCAUGGAGACGGGAGUCUCCUCUCAUUCCGUGUGGAAGUGGUACAUUUUUUGCUUCCUUGUCCUUCUUCCCAACUCCGUUUAAAACACAAACACACAAGUAUUUCCAUUGUCUGUGUGUUUUAAAUAUGUAAAACAGGCAGGUAGUAGGACACACUAAUUCAGGCCUAUAACAACAAGGUUUUUAUAAAGUUGGUUUUAUAAAGCCGUAUUUAAAAGGUUUUCUCGGCUUAUUAUGGAUCCAAUUAACUGUGAUAAACGAGGGCCGACAGUAUGGACAUGAUGUAAAGAUGAAAAAGACCACUUUAUCUAUUUAAAUGGUAAAGACUAGUAUGGUAUAGUUAGUAUAAUAAUCAGUAUUUUACUUGUGCAUUUAGAUGAAUUUUUGCCUCUAUUGGUUGCAACAGUGUUGCUUUUGACAACAUUCCAUAAUAAUUCCUUGCUCCUCCGGAACUCUGUUUAUGGGGGAAUUGAGCUUUUGUUGAGUUGCAUCAAAGCGCAGGUUGGUUGAGUGAUCAAUAACCGAUUAUUGAUGAAUAUCCACUGUGUGACACCAAAGCUUACUUUUAACUUCCAUCCAUCCUUUUUCUAUGCCGCUUGUCCUCACUAGGGUGGCGCGGGUAUGCUGGAGCCUAUCCCAGCUGAUUCCGGGGGGCGAAAGGGCAGGGGUACACCCUGGACUGGUCGCGAGCCAAUCACAGGGCACAUACAAAAAACAAACAAACAACCAUUCACACUUACUUUAACUUAAUAUAACAAAAUAUACAUAGCAAAAUAUACUGUACAUAACAAAAUAGGAUGCUUUUUUUCCCGCAAAAAAUAUAUUUUGAAUUGUUUUCUUGUAGGAGAGAAUUUUGCAUGUCAUGAAAUCACCUUUGUUGUUUUUAAUUAUUAUUUUGUGUGAAUAAAAUUGUUGCUUUUUUUGCUUCUA